GGGCGGCAUCUGGCUCAACACGUCACUGCCUCCGAUCACAGCAUUUGGUGUGAAUCAAACCGCGUAUCCCGUUCAAAAAGAUUUUUGGAAGCAAUGUCCUCUGCCAACGAGAACGCUGUUCGUCUGAACCAAUUCAAAAAUAAGGGCAAGGAUGCAAAUGAGCUUAGGCGCAGGAGGAUUGAGGAAAAUGUCGAACUUCGAAAGGCAAAGAAGGACGAUCAGAUUCUCAAAAGGCGAAAUGUCAGCAUUCUUCCCGACGAGAUGACCUCUCCACUUCAGGAGAAAAAUCAGAAUGCUCAGCCUUCUCAGCACUGGACUGUGGAAGAAAUUGUAGAUGGUGUUAAUGGCAACAAUAUCGAUAUGCAGCUGCAGGCCACACAAGCUGCAAGGAAACUUCUGUCCCGAGAGAGGCACCCUCCUAUUGAUCGCAUCAUCAGUGCGGGGCUGAUCACAAAGUUUGUCAACUUUCUGGGCGCGGCAGAGUGUCCUCCGAUCCAGUUUGAAGCUGCUUGGGCUCUGACCAAUAUUGCCUCUGGAACCUCCGAUCAGACCAGGGCUGUAGUGGAGGGAGGGGCCAUCCCGGCCUUCAUCAGCCUGGUCACCUCACCCCACCCUCACAUCAGCGAGCAGGCUGUCUGGGCCCUGGGCAACAUUGCUGGCGAUGGCUCUGCCUACAGAGACAAGGUCAUCAAGCACGGAGCCAUCGAUCCCCUCCUGAGUUUACUUGCCGUCCCUGAGCUCUCCGUGUUUUCUUCUGGUUAUCUUCGAAACAUCACCUGGACCUUGUCAAACCUCUGCCGCAACAAAAACCCAGCACCACCUCUGCCAGCUGUGAAGCAAAUCCUGCCCACCCUGGUGAGACUGCUGCACCAUGACGACAAGGAGGUUCUGGCCGACACCUGCUGGGCAGUGUCCUACUUGACCGACGGCCCCAACGAGCGCAUCGAGGUGGUGGUGCAGGCACACGUGGUGCCUCGUCUGGUGCAGCUGCUCGACUCCAGGGAGCUGCCCAUUGUGACACCGGCUCUGCGGUCAGUUGGGAAUAUCGUCACGGGCACAGAUGAGCAGACUCAGAGCGUGCUGGAUGCUGGAGCCCUGACGAUGUUCCUCGCCCUGCUGCGGCAUCACAAGAACAAUAUUCAGAAGGAGGCAGCCUGGACCCUGUCCAAUAUCACCGCAGGCAAGGAAAUUCAGAUCCAGGAGGUCAUUAAUGCUGGGCUGAUACCUGCUCUGAUCGAGGUGCUCCAAAAGGGUGACUUCAAGACUCAGAAAGAAGCAGUGUGGGCAAUUACCAACUACACCAGCGGGGGGACCAUUGAACAAGUGGUCUACCUUGUUCAGGCCAAUGUGCUGGAGCCCCUGCUCAGCCUGCUCUCCACCAAGGAUAGCAAGACCAUCCUGGUCAUUCUGGAUGCCAUCUCCAAUAUCUUCCUGGCUGGGGGAAAAAUAGGAGAGGUUGAUAAGCUGUGCCUGAUGAUUGAGGAGUGUGGAGGACUAGACCGAAUAGAAGCACUGCAGUCUCAUGAGAAUGAGAUGGUCUACAAGGCUGCCCUGAGCCUGAUCGACAAGUACUUCUCUGCGGAGGAGGAGGAAGACGAGUGUGUUGCUCCGGAAGCUACAACCGAUGGCUACGCCUUCCAGAUCUCCGAUAACCAAAGCACUUUCAACUUUUAAAUGUCCUAUUUUGUACUUGACCCUUUCUUUUGUUUGUUCUAUUUUUGUACGUGAUGUCACUUGAAGUGUACAUAAAUACUGGGACUAACAUGUCUGUUUUACUGUAAACUUUGUAAAUAAACUUUAAUACAGUCUA
Molecule: messenger RNA, 1810 nt
Organism: Conger conger (European conger)
Lineage: Eukaryota; Metazoa; Chordata; Actinopteri; Anguilliformes; Congridae
Gene: kpna2
Product: karyopherin alpha 2 (RAG cohort 1, importin alpha 1)
Exons: 11
Coding region: 94-1674 (526 amino acids)
Biological process (GO): NLS-bearing protein import into nucleus
Cellular component (GO): cytoplasm; nucleus
Molecular function (GO): nuclear import signal receptor activity; protein binding
Source: RefSeq, a predicted model, not a curated record